Molecule: messenger RNA, 1026 nt
Organism: Elephantulus edwardii (Cape elephant shrew)
Lineage: Eukaryota; Metazoa; Chordata; Mammalia; Macroscelidea; Macroscelididae
Gene: HAPLN2
Product: hyaluronan and proteoglycan link protein 2
Exons: 5
Coding region: 1-1026 (341 amino acids)
Biological process (GO): cell adhesion
Molecular function (GO): hyaluronic acid binding
Source: RefSeq, a predicted model, not a curated record
AUGGCAGGCUGGUUCAUCCUCCCCGCGUUCUGCAGCUUCCUUCUCCCUUGGACCGUCAUCAUCUUCCAUAAAGCCCUGGGGGACCCAGAGCCCCACCCCGGCCCCCACUACCUCCUGCCCCCCAUCCACGAGGUCAUUCACUCCCGCCGUGGGGCCACGGCCACGCUACCCUGCGUCCUGGGCGCCCCGCCUCCCAGCUACAAGGUGCGCUGGAGCAAGGUGGAGCCGGGGGAGCUCCGGGAAACGCUGAUCCUCAUCACCAACGGUCUCCACGCCCGGGGCUAUGGGCCCCUGGGGGGGCGUGCGAGGAUGCGGAGGGGGCAUCGGCUGGACGCCUCCCUCAUCAUCGCGGGCGUGCGCCUGGAGGACGAGGGCCGCUAUCGCUGCGAGCUCAUCAAUGGCAUCGAGGAUGAGAGCGUGGCGCUGACCCUGCGCUUGGAGGGUGUGGUGUUUCCCUACCAGCCCAGCCGGGGCCGGUACCAGUUCAAUUACUAUGAGGCCAAGCAGGCCUGUGAAGAGCAAGACGGCCGCCUGGCCACCUACGCGCAGCUCUACCAGGCAUGGACCGAAGGUCUGGACUGGUGUAACGCAGGCUGGCUGCUCGAUGGCUCGGUGCGCUACCCUGUGCUCACAGCGCGCACUCCCUGCGGCGGCCAGGGUCGACCUGGGAUCCGCAGCUACGGACCUCGCAACUGGAAGCGAGACCGCUAUGACGCCUUCUGCUUCUCCUCGGCGCUGGCCGGCCACGUGUUCUUCGUUCCCGGGCGACUGACACUGUCUGAAGCCCACGCGGCAUGCAAGCAGCACGGGGCUGCGGUGGCCAAGGUCGGGCACCUCUACGCGGCCUGGAAGUUCUCAGGACUGGACCAGUGCGACGGGGGCUGGCUGGCGGACGGCAGCGUGCGCUUCCCUAUCACUGUGCCGCGGCCGCGUUGUGGGGGCCUCCCAGAUCCUGGGGUGCGCAGCUUUGGCUUCCCCAGCCCUCAACUGGCAGCCUACGGGACCUACUGCUACGCGGAGAAAUAG